GAACGUACUCUUGUUUUUGACCUAAUCAUCCUGGCAAUUGACAUCUAAAACUUCUUUUCAAUCGAAGAUUGAAGCAGAAGCAAUGUCUGCCCACAAAACGUUUAUUAUCAAGCGCAAGCUUGCUAAGAAAUUGAAACAAAAUAGGCCUAUUCCACAAUGGGUUCGUAUGAGAACUGGAAAUACAAUCAGAUAUAAUGCUAAAAGGCGUCAUUGGCGUAGAACCAAGCUAAAGUUGUAGAUAUUUGUGUAUGUUUAUAAUAGGCUUAAAAUUAAUAAAAACUCUUAAAUAGAA
Diorhabda sublineata is the source of this 292-nucleotide messenger RNA. It is a transcript of the gene RpL39, whose product is annotated as 60S ribosomal protein L39. Gene Ontology annotation, cellular component: cytosolic large ribosomal subunit; ribosome. The coding region runs from base 83 to 238 and encodes 51 amino acids. Gene Ontology annotation, molecular function: structural constituent of ribosome. The record is from RefSeq and is a predicted model, not a curated record. Gene Ontology annotation, biological process: translation. NCBI's taxonomy places the organism in Eukaryota, Metazoa, Arthropoda, Insecta, Coleoptera, Chrysomelidae. The transcript has 3 exons.